AUGUCUCAAUACAUAGGCAAGACCAUCUCGUUGAUCUCCAACAAGGGACUUCGUUAUGUUGGUUUGUUGGACAACAUCAAUGCUGAUGACGCGACUGUGGCCUUGAAAUCGGUCAGGUUGUUCGGUACGGAAGGCAGAAUGGCAGCUGCUGGCACUCCCAACUUGGAAGUGAUGCCUGGUUCAGACGUCUAUGAUUACGUUGUUUUCCGUGGUUCAGACGUUAAGGACUUGUCCGUCUUGGAUACUCCAAUUGACCAGGUUAAGCCAGAGCCUUAUAUUCCUGCUCCACAAUCUACUGCUGGUUACUAUCAACAGCAACCUACUCAGACCUCUGCUCCUUCUGGCGCUCUUGAAGCUUUUGGGCCUUCUGGUGUUUCUGAUGCUACUCCUGCUCAGGCUGUGACUGCUCCUUCUGCUACAAGCUAUGCUGAACCUGAACCAAGACGAACCAAGCCAGAACCAAGUCGCUCUCAAGCCCAACAGCCUUCUUCUAUAUACACCCAGAAACAGGCGCAACCAGUAGAUAGACCAAACCCUGACGAAAAGACAUCUGUCUUUGAUUCGGAGCCUCUGCAAGCCAAACCAGCUCACAGAGCAUAUGAUAAUAGAAGAACUUCCAAGGCACCAGAAAUUCCAAACGACGAGUUCGACUUUGAAUCGGCCAACGCUAAGUUUACCAAGGAGUUGGAGCACGAAAAGGAAUUGGAACACUCGGCCUACAACAAGCAAUCAUCCUUCUUUGACAACAUUUCUUCUUCUACGGAAGAAAGAGGUUCUAUGAGAUGGGCAGAGGAAAAGUCACUCAACUUGGACACCUUUGGUGAAGCUUCUCUCCGUGGAAGGGGAAGAGGUAGAGGUAGAGGUAGGGGUGGCAGAGGCGGUAGAGGUGGAAGAGGUUUCUGGAGAGGUGGCCGCGGUAGAGGUGGCCAAAGAAAUAAUAACGAUUACAACACUAAACCAGAAUGGGCAUGAAUAGAUAAACUGUUCAUAUAUACAUAUAAGUUUACAGUCCAUAAAAGUACACGACUGCUAGUAC
Molecule: messenger RNA, 1036 nt
Organism: Scheffersomyces stipitis CBS 6054
Lineage: Eukaryota; Fungi; Ascomycota; Pichiomycetes; Serinales; Debaryomycetaceae
Exons: 2
Coding region: 1-972 (323 amino acids)
Biological process (GO): cytoplasmic stress granule assembly; P-body assembly
Cellular component (GO): P-body
Molecular function (GO): mRNA binding
Source: RefSeq, a predicted model, not a curated record